This is a messenger RNA of Pelobates fuscus (common spadefoot toad), 766 nucleotides long. RefSeq names its product anterior gradient protein 2-A-like. Lineage: Eukaryota; Metazoa; Chordata; Amphibia; Anura; Pelobatidae. The record is from RefSeq and is a predicted model, not a curated record. Gene Ontology annotation, cellular component: endoplasmic reticulum. The transcript is spliced from 8 exons. Bases 85 to 576 code for a protein of 163 amino acids. Gene Ontology annotation, molecular function: dystroglycan binding.
GGUGUAUAUAUACAGGAUGGGAAACUGUAGUAUUUACACACACUGCACCUGCAAUCCUUCCCUACCUGGAGUGAAGAUCUUAUCAUGGAGAAAAUUCUGAAGUCAGUGUUUGUUCUCCUGGUGGCUACCUCCUUCACUCUAGCCAAGGACGAGAAAGCUACAGCCAAACCGCAAACCCUCUCUAGAGGGUGGGGUGAUAGCCUUGACUGGGUGCAGACAUACGAAGAGGCCUUAUAUAAAGCCAAGUCCGGAAAUAAACCAUUGAUGGUUAUCAAUCACAGAGAGGACUGCCCCCAUUCUCAAGCUCUGAAGAAAGCAUUCGCUGAACAUAAGGGCAUUCAGAAACUAGCAGAACUUUUCGUGCUCCUUAAUGUCAUUUAUGAUCCUACAGACAAGAAUCUGUUACUCGAUGGCCAGUAUGUUCCAAAGGUCGUAUUUAUUGAUCCUUCCCUUGUUGUAAGAGCAGAUCUCCCUGGCAAAUAUUCAAACCAUCGCUACACUUAUGAGCCAACCGAUAUUGAUCUAUUAUAUGAAAACAUGAAGAAAGCUCUGAAACUCCUCAAGACAGAAUUGUAGAAGGGAUUUGUUUUUAUUUUCUAGCGUAACUAAAUACUAAUAUUGUCAAUCUGUGUGGUCUUAAAUUAACAUUACUCCAAAUGUACGGUCUAUGACGAGAAAUUAUUUUAUAUUUUCCACUUGCAAUGGAGACACGAAAACAUCUGUGCUCUUUUUUUUUUAAUAAAUAAAUAUGAUAGUGGUUAUUUAU